This is a messenger RNA of Entamoeba invadens IP1, 477 nucleotides long. RefSeq names its product tyrosine kinase, putative. The annotation marks the transcript as partial. The record is from RefSeq and is a predicted model, not a curated record. Lineage: Eukaryota; Evosea; Mastigamoebida; Endamoebidae. Gene Ontology annotation, biological process: protein phosphorylation. The transcript has 2 exons. Gene Ontology annotation, molecular function: protein kinase activity; ATP binding.
AAAAAUUUAAAGAUAUACAGUGAAAAUGAAAGUGAAACAUCAAACCCAGACAAUAUUUUAGUUAUUACACUCGAAGACAACAUUAAGGCAAAUGGAAAGUUGACCGACUUUGGAUCAAGUCGUAACAUCAAUUUAAUUAUGACUAACAUGACUUUUACAAAAGGAGUUGGCACUCCGAAAUAUAUGGCACCCGAAGUGUUACUGAAAGAACAUUAUAAAAAACCAGCAGAUGUUUAUUCACUUGCGGUAACGUUCUAUGAAGCACUUAUUUGGAAUGAAAUAUAUCCAAAAAACCUUUUUCAAUACCCAUGGACUAUUGCAGAUUUUGUAAGUGGAGGAAAAAGAAGAGAAUGUCAAAAUGGGAUGAACACAAAAGCAUAUGAUAUUAUCGACAAAAUGUGGGAACAAAAUUCUGAACAAAGACCAACUGUCGGUACAACGGUCAAACUAUUGAAAAUAUUAUUUGAUUCGCUUUAA